GCCUGCCCGGGCAUCCCUUCGCUACGCCUCUCGGCCUCCACCUGCCGCGGAACGGGGGGCGGGCCGAGGGCGGGGCGGGGCGGUGCCCCGGGGGCGGAGGCCGGAGCCCUAGCGGACGCGGAGCCGCGGCUGCCGCAGUGGUGCCAACCAGCGUGGGCGACCGAGCGGUGAAAAUUGGGAGACCCCUGAAGACCAGCGAGACUCGAGACCGGAGACUCGUCUUGGAGACGUGGGGCUUGGGGCGCGAGCGAGUUUCCUUGCGCUCGCGGGGAGCGCACACGGUGUUAGCCCCAUGGCCGGGACUCCGGACCACGUUCCUCGGGGUGUCCCCGGGAUUUGUUACCUUCUUGGAUCCUUGCUCGCCGGACUGCUCUCCUCAGGGGCUGUCGCCUUCAAUCUGGAUGUGAUGGGCGCCCUGCGCAAGGAGGGCGAGCCGGGAAGCCUCUUCGGCUUCUCUGUGGCUCUGCACCGGCAGCUACAGCCCCGACCCCAGAGCUGGUGGCCCCUGAUUCUGUCUCCAGUAGUCAAGCUGGAGGCAUUCCCAGAGGGGCCUGACUGCCUAACAGGGCUUUUGCCCCAGCAGGGGGUGCUCUGCUGCCUGGUGGCCCUUGAGAAACCAGAUAUCGCUGUGGGUGCUCCCUUUGAUGGGGAUGGGAAAGUCUUUAUCUACCACGGGAGCAGUCUGGGGGUUGUCAUCAAACCUUCCCAGGUGCUGGAGGGCGAGGCCGUGAGCAUAAAGAGCUUUGGCUACUCUCUGUCUGGUGGCCUGGAUGUGGAUGGAAACCAUUACCCCGACCUGCUGGUGGGCUCCCUGACUGACACUGCUGUGCUCUUCAGGGCCAGACCCGUCCUCCACGUCUCUUAUGAGGUCUUCAUUGCUCCACGAACUAUCGACCUAGAACAGCCCAACUGUGCUGGUGGCCACUCGGUCUGUGUGGACCUAAGGGUCUGUUUCAGCUACGUUGCAGCCCCCAGCAGCUACAGUCCUAUUGUGGCCCUGGAUUACGUGCUAGAUGGGGAUACAGACCGCAGGCUUCGGGGCCAGGUCCCCCGUGUGACCUUCCUGAGUCGUGGCCCAGAUGACCCUAAGCACCAGGCCUCGGGCACCGUGUGGCUGAAGCACCAGCAUGACCGAGUCUGCGGAGACACCAUGUUCCAGUUACAGUAGGCAGCAGAUCUGAGAAUUGAACCAGGUUGUGUAAUCCUGUGAUACUCUAUCCCACUGUAUGCCUUGGCCACACAUUCACCUCCUGCCUCGCCCCCUAGGAAUGACCCUCUCCUUAAAUAUCUCCAGAUUCACUUCCUGAAGCAAGGCUGUGGUGAAGAUAAGAUCUGCCAGAGCAAUCUGCAGCUUGUCCAUGCCCGCUUCUGUGCCCGGGUCAGCGACACGGAGUUCCAGCCUCUGCCCAUGGAUACAGAUGGGACAACAGCCCUGUUUGCACUGAGUGGGCAGCCAGUCAUUGGCUUGGAGCUGACGGUUACCAAUCUGCCCUCGGACCCAGCCCAGCCCCAGGCUGAUGGGGACGAUGCCCAUGAAGCCCAGCUCCUGGUCAGCCUCCCUGACUCACUGCACUACUCAGGAGUCCGGGCCCUGGACCCUAUGGAGAAGCCACUGUGCCUGUCCAAUGAGAAUGCCUCCCAUGUUGAGUGUGAGCUGGGGAACCCCAUGAAGAGAGAUGCCCAGAUCACCUUCUACCUCAUCCUUAGCACCUCAGGGAUCACCAUUGAGACCACAGAACUAGAGGUGAAGCUGCUGUUGGCCACGAUCAGCGAACAGGAGCUGCAUCCGGUCUCUGCCCGGGCCCGUGUCUUCAUUGAGCUGCCGCUGUCCAUCACAGGGGUGGCCAUUCCCCAGCAGCUCUUCUUCUCUGGUGUGGUGCGGGGAGAGAGAGCCAUGCAGUCCGAGAAGCAAGUUGGCAGCAAGGUCAAGUAUGAGGUCACGGUCUCCAACCAGGGCCAGUCGCUCAACACCCUGGGCUCUGCCUUCCUCAACAUCAUGUGGCCUCACGAGAUUGCCAACGGGAAGUGGUUGCUGUACCCCAUGCGGGUGGAACUGGAGGGCGGGCAGGGGCCUGGGCGAAAGGGGCUCUGUUCUCCCAGGCCCAACAUCCUCCACCUGCAUGUGGACAGCAAGGACAGGAGGCGGCGGGAGCUGGAGCGGCCUGAGAAGCAGGAACCUCAGGAGCAGCCAAAGCCCAGCACGUCCUGGUGGCCAGUGUCCUCUGCUGAGAAGAAGAAAAACAUCACCCUGGACUGCGCCCGGGGCACAGCCAACUGCAUUGUGUUCAGCUGCCCACUCUACAGCUUUGACCGGGCGGCUGUGCUGCACGUCUGGGGUCGUCUCUGGAACAGCACCUUCCUGGAGGAGUACUCAACUGUGAAGUCCCUGGAAGUGAUUGUCCGAGCCAACAUCACUGUGAAGUCCUCCAUCAAAAACUUGCUGCUCAGAGAUGCCUCCACAGUGAUCCCAGUGACGGUGUACUUGGACCCGGUGGCUGUGGUGGCAGAGGGAGUCCCCUGGUGGGUCAUCCUCCUGGCUGUUCUGGCCGGACUGUUGGUGCUGGCGCUGCUGGUGCUGCUCAUGUGGAAGAUGGGAUUCUUCAAGCGGGCGCGGUACCCCGAGGCCACCGUGCCCCAGUACCAUGCGGUGAAGAUCCCGCGGGAAGACCGACAGCAGUUCAAGGAGGAGAAGACAGGCACCAUCCUGAGGAGCAACUGGGGCAGCCCCCGGCGGGAGGGCCCUGACGCACACCCCAUCCUGGCUGCCGAUGGGCACCCUGAGCUGGGCUCUGAUGGGCACUCAGGGCCAGGCACUGCCUAGCUUCUUCUGUCCCAGCCUGGCCCGUGGAUCCCCUCCACCCCUUCCCCAGAGAUGGCUCCUUGGGAUGAAGAGGGUUGCUGGUGUCCCAUUAGGAUUGGGCUGGAUCUAUUUCCUCAGGGGCAUAGACCUCUCCUCCCAGAAGGAGCACCCCCAAACUUGCCCUUAGAAUGCUGAGACGAGAGGGGUAAAUCAGGGGUGGGAUCAUGGGGUAGGGUGAGAAAGGCAGCAAUGUCCUGACGCAAAGAUGGGGAGAAGGGACCCUAAUCUCUUCUUCUCCCAUUCAUCCAUAUAACAGGACCCCAAGGACCUGUCUCCCUGAAAGUGCCUUAGCCCAGAAGGUUGGGGAGGAGGUUGCAUCACUGACUCAGGGGCUCUCCCCUCCCUAGUUUCCCCUCUCCUCUGACCUUAGUUUGCUGCAUCAAUCUAGUGGAUUUUGUCUAUUUAUUAAAAUAAUAUUUGAGGACAAA
Messenger RNA from Hipposideros armiger (great roundleaf bat), 3288 nucleotides. RefSeq names its product integrin subunit alpha 7 (gene ITGA7). Gene Ontology annotation, biological process: cell-matrix adhesion; integrin-mediated signaling pathway; cell-cell adhesion. The record is from RefSeq and is a predicted model, not a curated record. Lineage: Eukaryota; Metazoa; Chordata; Mammalia; Chiroptera; Hipposideridae. Gene Ontology annotation, molecular function: integrin binding. Gene Ontology annotation, cellular component: integrin complex; external side of plasma membrane.